Trichosporon asahii var. asahii CBS 2479 is the source of this 1542-nucleotide messenger RNA. RefSeq lists its product as uncharacterized. Lineage: Eukaryota; Fungi; Basidiomycota; Tremellomycetes; Trichosporonales; Trichosporonaceae. The transcript has 9 exons. The record is from RefSeq and is a predicted model, not a curated record. Bases 1 to 1542 code for a protein of 513 amino acids.
AUGCAAAUCACACUCGCCUGCGCUCUUGUCACUACCAUCCUCGCCACCCAUGCACAGAUGAGCGAGGAUAACGAUCUUCAACGAGUAACCUCGGUUCUUAUCCGUGCCCCCAACGCCGACACCGCAACGCUCAGACGAGGCCUCGACGCGUACAAUCAAGCGGCUGAGCUGUUCGAAACUGCCAGGCAGUCGAGCACCGAUGAUGGAACCCAGCAGACUCUCCGUCUCUUGACGACGCAGCACCGCAAGCUGGCACGCGACCUUGAGCGGCGAAUCGCCAACGCAGGCUCAUCGGCACCGUCGUCACCGGUCGGUGCAACAUUCACACCUCCUAUGUCGUCACCCAGCAGUCCCCUGGGAAACAGCCCGUUUCGUCCGCCUGUGUCUCCACCUCCGUCGAUGAGCCGCCGCAGCUCGGGCACUACCGUUGGUCUCGCGAAAGCGCAGAAUGUGUCUUCCGGACUAGCGAUACAUGCAAACUCCAGGGGAUCUAUACCUCCAUUCUCACUGCGCCCGGUGCCGUCACCCCCUGGACCAGGCGCACAGCCGCAAAUGCCGAGGCAGCCCCGCACCGUGGGCAACGCCGUGUCACCGACGUCACCGAUCUUGUCGAGUUCUUCCAGUUCAGAUCCACCGGAUGAGUCAUUUGUCCUGCCAGGCGAGGUCCCAGACUCGUCGGACCCGUUCUCGCGCUUCUGGGGUAUGCUGGAGAACAUGCUUGAGGAGAUCAGCUUUCCGAAAGCCUUGACAGCCGCACCGGUCUCGGCGUUGACGGAUAUUCCAGAGCUGGGCCCAGAUAGCCCGACGCGGCCAGAGCUGAGGAGGGAAAGGUCGAAGCGGAGGGAUAAGCAGAGGCCACGGCGUACGUGCCACCACACUAUCAAGCUCACAGCAGCGCCGGUCGCAGGCGAAGGACGAGCGCCGUCUCCUACCGAGUCUUUCUACGUGGUCCCGCGGAACGACGGUACACAAGCUACUACAGCUGCAGCUGAUGUCAGUGGUCCUUCACCGGCCCCAAAGACAAAUGAGGAGCUCUUGUUGGAGAACGAAUCUCUCCGAGCGUCACUGGAUGCACUCGCCCAGCACGCACACCAGCUCGAGCUUUCCAACCGUGCUCUGAAGUCUCGUUCCGAGGAACGCGACAAGUUAGUCCGCUCGGUUGUCUCUGGUGUCCGACGAGAGGUCGAGGACCUCGACAAGGAGAACAAGCAAUUGAAAGGCGACAAUGAGAAAUUGCGCGCUCAGGUCGACAAAUUCAAGGAAAAGUGGGACAAGCUCAAGGCGAAGAAGGAGGCCAAGGCCGCGGCCCGCGCCCAGGCAGCUGCGGCGGCGGGGCAGUCGGCGCAGGCGGGGGGCUCGGCAUCAUCUACCGAGCCACAUCGACCGGCUCUGGCUAACGUGAUCGUGCCCAUGUAUAAUUCACCUGUACGCAGGCUAUCGAGGGCGCAGGCGAUGCGCAGUGCAGGCACCGCACGACUGCUCCACGCUGCGUUCCGCGCCGUGGCGGUUCCAGAGGGCGACAAGAGGAACAAGAGUAAUUGA